Molecule: messenger RNA, 991 nt
Organism: Rhineura floridana
Lineage: Eukaryota; Metazoa; Chordata; Lepidosauria; Squamata; Rhineuridae
Product: diazepam-binding inhibitor-like 5
Exons: 2
Coding region: 611-874 (87 amino acids)
Biological process (GO): fatty acid metabolic process
Cellular component (GO): mitochondrion
Molecular function (GO): fatty-acyl-CoA binding
Source: RefSeq, a predicted model, not a curated record
AAUUACUCGGGAGCAGGGGUGUAUUCGUCCAGGGGCUCUUAGACCCCUUACUUUUUUAGGAGCAGGGUCCCUAUGUUUCCAGCGUCCUAUGAGCCAAUCAGGAUGAAGGGGGUGUUAGCCACUGAGAAGAGUCUUCACACAUGCUCCCUUGUCCUUUCCUGCUGAUUGGAGCCAAUCAGAGUGAAAGGAGGUGAGUCAGCCACUGAGAAGGCUCUUCUCAGUAGCUAACGCUCUCUUUCAUGCUCAUUGCCUCAUAGGAGCCGCCAUGAGUUCCAGUUUUGGAAAAAAUGGCGGGGUAUAAAGACAAUAAUAAUAACAACAACAACAACAAUAAUAAUAGGAACAUUUGUUGUGGCGGAAGAAGGCAUUAGCAACAAUCUAAUUCGCAGUCCAGCAGCAAAAAGAGGGUAGGGUAGGGGGUGUGGCAUGGCAUGGCUAUAACUGUCAUGAAGGGAUCCUGCACUUCUGAGGCUCAUUUCCUUUUUAACAAAUAACAUCAUCUCACAUCGGGGCAGUUUACACCGAGGGACAGCCCCUUCAAGUAUGACGUGCGUCUGAUUUCCCGACGGGCUCUCUGCACAGGACUGAAGGAAGGCGCCCUCCUGACAACAUGUCUCAGGCUGAGUUUGAGAAAGCCGCUGCCAUGGUCACACAAAUGAAGGGGCCCAUCCCCAACGAGGACAUGCUGGAGAUCUACAGCCUGUACAAGCAGGCCACCCAGGGGGACUGUGGGACGCCCUGCCCGUGUGCCACUGACCUCAAAGGCAAAGCCAAAUGGGAGGCGUGGAGUAAACGGAGAGGGAUGGCAAAGGAGGAGGCCAUGAAGACCUACGUCGCCAAAGCGGAGGAGCUGAAGAAAAAGUAUGGCGGCUGAUGGCAGAGAGGGCAGCAGGCGGUCCAGCUUCCAGGCGCUUGGUGCAUAUGCCUGGCUGCAGUUCCAUCCUUUUCCACCCCAGCUGUUCUUGGGCGGGCUAAGGCAAUAAAGUGCAUU